Molecule: messenger RNA, 1049 nt
Organism: Neohortaea acidophila
Lineage: Eukaryota; Fungi; Ascomycota; Dothideomycetes; Mycosphaerellales; Teratosphaeriaceae
Product: U3 small nucleolar ribonucleoprotein imp3
Exons: 2
Coding region: 221-784 (187 amino acids)
Biological process (GO): rRNA processing
Cellular component (GO): small-subunit processome; Mpp10 complex; small ribosomal subunit
Molecular function (GO): structural constituent of ribosome; rRNA binding; snoRNA binding
Source: RefSeq, a predicted model, not a curated record
CGGCAAGCGUCAAACUAAACAUGAAGGUAUCCUCGCAUUGAAAAUAUUCGUCCUCACGAUAAUCGGAUCCAUAUACCGCGACUUUUGUCAAAGUCUGAAGAGAAGUGCAGUUAUCAACCACACUAAUCCUGAUCAGGCAGUCCUACCUAAAAGAUCUCUGACCACACUUUUCGGGCCAUUCUACAGUGAACCACCUUAUGCACCUUGACACACUGCCAGAAUGGUGCGCAAACUCAAGCAUCAUGAGCAGCGGCUCCUGCGGAAAGUCGACUUCAUCAACUACCCCUCCGACGCCACCCAUCGCUCCUCGGCGGUGAUCCGACGAUACAAUCUCUUCAAUCCCGCCGACUACAGUUCCUACAACCGCCUCGCGGGAUCGCUCAGGCAUCUGGCGCAUCGCCUCUCACUAUUGCCGCCUGAUUCGAGCUUUCGGAGGAAACAUGAAGAUCUGUUGCUGGAGAAGCUGUUCGACAUGGGUCUAGUCGGGAGCGGAGGCGGCGGCAAAGGCAAGCUCAGCGAUGUCGAGAGGAAGAUUACAGUGUCUGCUUUCUGCCGGAGAAGAUUGGGCGUGGUGAUGACGAGACUGAGAAUGGCGGAGAAUGUGAGCGCCGCGAACAAGUUCAUCGAGCAAGGCCAUGUCAGGGUGGGUACGGAAGUGGUGACAGAUUCUGCUUUUCUCGUUACGAGGAAUAUGGAGGACUUCGUGACUUGGGUCGAUUCAUCGAAGAUCAAACGCCACGUGAUGCAAUACCGUGACAAGCUGGACGAUUUCGACUUGCUAUGACGAUAAGGAUAACCGAGGAAUGAUAUUCGAUGGCUUUGAGUCGGAUGUUCCAGGAUACUCUCAAGACGAUCCAUGGAUGUCAGAUCUCCGAGACGGGGCGGUCCGCAAUCUUCAAGCCUCUUGCAAACGCCAACCGCUGCAAACCCACGGCGGUAUGUGAAUCGAGACCAUUCACGUCAAUCCCGCAUUCUGCCAAGGCUCAACAGUGAAUCCAUCAGACACAUCCACCGCGUUCUGUGAAUGGCGAGGAAUUCUGCAGCUUGGA